This is a messenger RNA of Rotaria socialis, 603 nucleotides long. The record is from the annotation of a GenBank genome assembly. NCBI's taxonomy places the organism in Eukaryota, Metazoa, Rotifera, Eurotatoria, Philodinida, Philodinidae.
AUGGCAUAUAUUUCAUCACCUAACGAUUUAUAUUACGCUUUUUCUGGACUGACUCAACGACUUGACAUGAUUCUACAAUCUAUUCGUUUGAGUAUUGAUAUUUUUCGAGAAAAUAAACAUAAUUUUAUGUUAGCUCAUUAUUUUUCAACACAUUGUAAUCGUUUACUUAUGUGUAAUAUUUGUCCAUCGAUUACACUCGUUCGAUUUCUACGAUUACGUUCAUUAACAAUGAUUGAACCAACUGAAUCACAAUUUAAUUCAAUUCAAUCCAGAUCAUUACCAAUGCUUGAAUAUCUAAGGAGUCCUGCUACAAUAAUUAUCUUUGAAUGUUUAUUUGGUAAGAAACAACAACGAUGGCAUAUUCUUUGUUCUUGUAUUACUUGCUCACGAGUGACACUCAGUCGGCUUCUAGUACUUCUUUCAUGUCUUAAAUAUUUACGUAUGAAUAUGAUUUAUAAUGAUCGUUCAAAUUGGAUUUUACCAGCAAAUGUAAAAGAACUUGUAUCCUUACGUAUUGGCUUGUUCCAGUUAAUUUAUGAUGAUAUUUCUUAUUUAAUUGGUCCUGCGUUAAUUACAUCUUUUACAUUUAGAUAUUUACGAUAA